AGUAAAGCACAUGCCUGUCCAAGAUGCUUUGGAGACCUUGAAAACAUUACAGUAGUGCUCUCAUUUGUACGCCAAAACAUGUCUAGGAGGCUUAUUCACCCCUUGUACCAGCUGGGGAACCCUCAGCUCCGGGUCUUCCGCCCCGGCUGGUUCCUCACCCUGGUUCGGCCCGGCACCGAGCAGCCAAAGGACACCGCACAGUUCCGUGUGCCCAUGGAAAUGACCAAGUAUGAUGUGAGGAACUAUCUUCAGAAGAUCUACAAUGUCCCAGUUGUUACUGUACGCACCAGAAUCCAGUUUGGCUCCAAUAAGAAGAGGAACCACCUCAACCAGAAAGUUAAGCAGCCCGACUACAAAGUAGCCUACGUACAACUGGGUGAGGGCCAGGAGUUUGAGUUCCCCAACAUCUUCCCGGAGAAGGACACCAAGGCAGCUGAAGGUUCCAUGGACGAAGUUCAGGAGCAGUUCAUGGAGGAUGAGAGGCAGCGGCAGAAGUCGGACCCGCGCAGGGGGGGCGUCACAGAGUGGUUUGGCCUGUAAAGGGACUUCACUGAGUAGCCUGUAGGGGGUGGGGGUGUCAUAGAGGAGUUUGUGUGUGUUUGAGUCGAUUCACCUUACCAGUUUUGCCACAUGAUGGUAUUAGUCACUGUUUCCGAUAGGCAAUUCCAACCAGGAAAUCUACAGUUUACAUGCUUCAAAUCCAUUGAACUGUAAGCUGCUGUCUGCAUACAAUUCCAGUCACUGGCUCUACCUGGCUGUCUUGGUGAUCCUGUCAUGUCCCUUCUCCUUGACUGCAGCAGACCGCUCCUGACCUCUCACCCCCCUCCUCUCUUUAUACACAUCUCUCUCUCACUCUACACACACAUCUCUCUUCCCUCUGUUCUCCCCUUCUCUUCUCUUUCAUUUGCUCUCCUUUUUCUCAUUAACUUUCUUUCUCACUCAGCCUCUUGCUCUCUCUCUCUCUCUCUCUCUCUCUCUCUCUCUCUCUCUCUCUCUCUCUCUCUCUCUCUCUCUCUCUCUCUCUCUCUCUCUCCCCUCAUUCGCUAAACCCUAACUUCUACUUCUGAGCCCACCAACUUUGACAAACAGGACAAACAAGUGAAAGUUAUCCUUUGAAAACUUCAAAUGCUCGGGGGAUUUAGGCUAAUGCUGGUCAUUUGUGUGUGUGUGUGUUUGCGUGAGUGCGUGCACUUGUGUGUGUUUGUGUGUGUGUGGGUGUGUGUUGUGUUGUGUUCCUGCACUGCAUUGUAUUGUAUUGUAUGUGCUGCAUCUUUUCUAAUAAAGGCAUUGUACAUACC
Molecule: messenger RNA, 1298 nt
Organism: Engraulis encrasicolus (European anchovy)
Lineage: Eukaryota; Metazoa; Chordata; Actinopteri; Clupeiformes; Engraulidae
Gene: mrpl23
Product: mitochondrial ribosomal protein L23
Exons: 5
Coding region: 79-540 (153 amino acids)
Biological process (GO): mitochondrial translation
Cellular component (GO): mitochondrial large ribosomal subunit; ribosome
Molecular function (GO): structural constituent of ribosome
Source: RefSeq, a predicted model, not a curated record